Messenger RNA from Linum trigynum, 3101 nucleotides. The record is from the annotation of a GenBank genome assembly. Lineage: Eukaryota; Viridiplantae; Streptophyta; Magnoliopsida; Malpighiales; Linaceae.
GUAUGGGUACAAACCCAUCAAACUCUACCCAUAUCCAUCUAUUUGGAUUUCAUACCCAACCCAAUUGGGUUGGAUAGUAAAAAACCGAUGGGUAUGGACAAAGUUGCCAUCCCUAGGUGAGAGCAGUCAACUUGAUAUUUUGGACAAAAGAGAAUCAUUAGCCGUUUGAGUUACUAGUAAAAUCUAAGAUGAAGUUGAAUGAGAUAAACUUGAGAACAUAAAUAUACGAACGUAACUUUGUGGGUUUAGAAAGAUUAGAAGAGUUUGUAGCAAUGUUAAGUUUUUUAGUUAUAAUUAAUUGUCUAUCCUUAUUUGCAUUGGCAAUAAAUAGAAAAUCGGCACGGCCGACUCGAUCGAGAUCGUGCCGAUGUUGCAUUGGUUGAUUAAUGUUAGAGAGUGGUAUAAGAUCCACGAUUGAAUCUCUCCCAACAACUCGAGUUAUUGGGAUCAACUGGUUCUUGAUAUGGUAUCAGAGCCUAGAAUCGAAAAGUCAUGUGUUCGAAUCUCCACGACCCCCAAUAUUAACCGUUGUCUUUCAAGCAAACAACUCGAGUUAUUGGGAUCAACUGGUUCUUGGUUCUUGAUAAUUAAUGAAAUGAAGCCUCUUUCUUUCGUCGGCAAAUAUAUCUGAAUCUAUGCCCCCAAUGAGCGUCCAUAAAACUAAGAUUAAAAUCAAUGGUGGAAUGGAAUGAUUAAUUGGCGAUGAUGAGAACAAAAAGGGUAUCAACAGCUUGGUGAUGAACGAGCCUCGACGAAGAUUCUAAUGCAAACUAAGACCGUCGAUGCCCUUUGUUCCACUUCGCUAUAUGACAAACUCUCCUGCCUUCAUACAUUACAUCAGUUUCCUUUGUGGGUCAGUUUAAACCGAUCACUAAAUUUUUAGUUUUUGACGAACUUGUCAUCGAAAUAUGGGGGGAAAUAAAACUUGUAUGUCCGAAGUAUCGACAUUAGCAUGUUAUUUCAAGAAGAUUAAGAUAAAAAAAAGACGAGAUAAAUGAAACUUUCGAAACUACGAAUUGCAAGGUUUAAUAAUCAUUGUAUAGAUAGGAACAUUGGAUUGUCUGACAAAUUUCAUUCAGAGCAAGUGUUGAUUUGAACUGAAUAGCUCAUGUCAACUAAUUGGCAUGUAUAUGAACUCAUAUUUGAUUCAUGGAUACAUCAAUCGCUUAUGUUAUCUAUUUCAAACUCCAGUGACAAACUUGGUCAAAAAUCAAACUUGAGUGACCUUUUAUCAAUUGAUCAUCACCCCUUUCCCUAACUAUACUCAAUCGUUUUUAAUUAGACAACUUAACAUAUUGAUAAUAGAUACUUUCGCCCAACUUUGUCUUUACCGCCGAACAAAAGAAUAAUCCACCGAUCUUUGUUAUAAUGAAGCCAACAACUCACCAUUUCCCCACAGCCAUUUGCAUUGCACAUAUAUAUCUAUCUUCUUCUUGUUGUAGCUCUCUUCCCACACAGCGAGCGAUCUCUUGCUGUGCAAGACAUCAACAUAUAUAUAAUCCAUCACCAUGUGUUCUGUGUUCUCUCUAAAGCCUUGUAGUAAUGUCGCAAUAUCAGCUGAUAGUAGCAUUACAGAGUCGUCGUGGAAGAGGAACUGUGUCUCUGCCAGAGCACAAGUGAUAGUGAAUGUCACCACGGCAGCUCCAAAUAAGCGAUCUUCGUUGCUGUUGAAGCAAUUAGGUAUUCCUCACAGUGAUCUACGCGUGGAGGAGAUUGUGGAGAGGCAGUCGUCUCGUAAGGAGUUUUAUAGCAGCUUCAGCACCGAUCAUGAAGUGAUGAGCAGGAAGAUUAAGCCAAAGUUGGAUGGUGAAUUUCUUGAUGAAUCCUAUGAAAGGUGUAGGGAGAUUUGUGCUGAAUAUGCUAAGACUUUCUACCUGGGAACUAGGCUAAUGACAGAGGAGCGGAGAAAGGCAAUAUGGGCAAUCUAUGUUUGGUGUAGGAGAACGGAUGAACUAGUGGACGGCCCAAAUGCAGAUUAUAUGAUGACCAAUUCGACGGUAUUGAAUAGAUGGGAAGAGAGACUAGAAGACAUAUUUAAUGGUCGGCCUUAUGACAUGUUUGAUGCUGCUCUCACUCAUACGAUUUCUCAAUUCCCCCUUGACAUCAAGCCAUUCAGGGACAUGAUCGAGGGAAUGAGAAUGGACACAUGGAAGUCGAGGUACCAGAACUUCGAGGAGCUGUACCUCUACUGCUACUAUGUGGCCGGGACAGUAGGGCUGAUGAGCGUCCCGGUGAUGGGGAUAUCUCCGACCUCCUCUGCCUCUGCUCAAACCAUCUACGACGCAGCUCUCUACUUGGGCAUUGGGAAUCAGCUCACCAACAUCCUUCGCGACGUCGGCGAAGACGCGUUGAGGGGCAGAGUAUACCUUCCCCAGGAGGAGCUUGCGCAGUUCGGGCUGUCCGACAGAGAUGUCAUGUCAGGGAAAGUGACAGACGGGUGGAGGGAGUUGAUGAAAGCUCAGAUCACGAGGGCCAGAUCCUACUUCAACCUCGCCGAGGAAGGAGCCUCCCACCUCGACGACGCCAGCCGUUGGCCGGUGUGGACGGCGCUGUUGGUGUACAGGAGUAUAUUGGAUGAGAUUGAGGAGAAUGACUAUGAUAACUUGAACAAGAGGGCUUAUGUUGGGAAGGGGAAGAAGCUGCUCAUGCUGCCCUUAGCUUACACCAGAGCUCAAUCUCGACCACCUACUUUCUUAACUAAUAAUUAAAUCCUUCUGUUCACACCUUAUGUGCAUGUAAUGUAAUGUAAUGUAAAACACUCGAGAUCAUCCAUCGCUUGAGCCACCCUCCCCUCAACCAAUUGUGUCUAUAGUCUAUACUAUACUAGUAUAUAUAUGUAUGUUGUUACAUAUACAACAAUGUGGUUUAGUAAUUUGUGAGAAUCCGAUUAAUUCUUUCCCAUGCUUCAAAGUUACGUUGUCCGCUAUUUGAAUUUUCAGUCUUGGUAAAUUGAUUUUAUUCUCAUUUCAUUUCGAUUGUAUAAUUAAUUAUGUUACACCAGUAAUAUUAAGAGAAUCUUGUGAGGCUGAAUGAUGAAAAGACAAGGGUGAAGUGGACUGGACAAAGUUCCGAGAGAUGUCUAAUGAACUGUGUUGAAAGUU